GGGGGCACUAGGUACGCAACUUGACAUUGGCAACCUCGACGUGACGGCACUUCAAGGUUGAAACUCCCGGCCGUCCUCAGCCUUCAGUCUUCACGAAGCGGCAGAAACCUGGAAGUUUCCAGUUGGAAGUGAAGCCAUCCACGUACAUUUCUAAUUCCAUCCAUCUCACACAAGACGCAAAAUAUUUUGGUCCAUCCACUCUUCCUUUACAAGAUACCCAUUUUCUUUUUGGUUGUUCUUAUAAAGCACAUUUCCACUGGAUGCGAUCAUCGGUUCAUUUUUACAACUACAGCUCUUGAUACCACUCAACUCACCCAAGCCACCAUUGUCCUUGUUGCUGGCCCUGACACUGGCAUCCAGUCUACGAAUCACACACGCGCCUUUGGCCUCGUCUGUCCCACCAUGGCAGACGAUCUCUUAUAUUUGUCCAGUCUCACCGUGAGCAGAGAUAAGCAACUUGCCAAACACCUUGACGGUAUCCGGUCGCAAUGCAUAUCACAACACGGUUCCUUACGCUCCAACAGCGCCACUGGUGCUCACCCAUCAGUAUCAUCAACAACAACAACAACAACAUCAUCAUCAUCACCACCACCGAAAUUCCUAGUCACAUGCCCGGACUGCUACCGAAAGGCCUUGGACCUCGUCCGCGCACGCUACCACCAAUCACGCGCCGCCGCUGCCGGCGAGUGGUGCACAACACGGCGCUCCUUCUUGCGGGACAUCGACACCAUGCUAGCUGGUGCGAAGGAAUAUCAAGUUGAUCCACGAACCAUCGACGAUCGUGUACAGGCUGAGCGGGACAGUUGGUACCUCGAGGUCGUACAAUCCUCACUUGUGCGGCUCUUACGAACCGUCAUCGGAAAACUGGACGAUGCCGUCCUCCCGGAGGAUGCAGACCCGGCGGCAGCGGCAGCAAAGGAUCAUAUUGUCGAGAGGAUAGAGGAGCUGCAGCAAGCGCGCCAGGCGGCACGGUCACAUCAGAAUGUACUUCGCCUGGCCGAAGAUAUCGACAAGCUACUGCAGGGCGGGAAGGACGAGAAUGGAGACGCAACCAUGACGGGGAUGAAUACUGGCUUCCCGCCUGAGUUUGCCGCUCCCGAAACGAGCGAUGAGGACCGAGUGGAGAUUAUGAGGAAGUCGUUUUGCACCACAGUCGCACAGGGGGGUGACGAAAAGAACUUGCAAGGCUCUCAGAAGAAGUACUUCGACAUGUUCCAAAACGGGACACCAUUGGGCCAGGUGAUCGACAGGAUAUUAGACGACAGGAAGGAGGCAACGGGGGCGCAUGUCAAGAUCGGCCAGGUUAAGAAACGAUUGGAAGAUCUCAAGAGGGCUCGGGCGGCAUACGAACUACAGAAGACGAAGAAGGCCAGCAUAUCGGAGCACAAGGUCCCAGAAGAGCUUUACAACCUGCCCGCGUGCCACAACUGCGGACAGAUGCCCAAGACUAGGGAUUUCCUGAGCUGCCCUUUAUGUAUGGUUUUGGUGCAAAAAGGUGUGAGGGAACGGCAGACUGUGUGGUGUUCGCCGGGAUGCAACACCGAAGGCCUGCCCAGCCACAUCGAAACCGACCACCAAUGCGCCUCCAGAGACGACUGUGUCCAGGUCAACCCCCUCCGCCACAGUCACCAACACUAUGACCCGGACCAAGACGUUAAUAUGGACGGCACCAGCACGGUCGCUUCGUCGCCCGUUGACUCGGACCCCAACGCCUCGAGCCCCGUCUGCUUCUGCCGUGAGUGUCUGACCACGCUCAAGUGCGAAUCUGUCUUCUGCUCUCUGCGAUGCUACGACCUAAACUUUCAAGGCCACCGCGAAAAUAUCCACAUGCCCACGCGCCGGCAGCUGAACAUCAUUGUCACCGACCGCCAACAUCUCGAGUACUUUCCCAUGCCGCCGCUCUCCUCCUCGUCGGGUCCGAGCGCGAGAGAUAGAGACAGGGACAGAGGCGACAGGGACAGCUACAACAACCGUAACCGUAAUAACAAUGACAACAACAACAACGACGACGGCGGCCCCAACAGCGGACUUGGCGAGAAUCCUCCGUUCCUGCAGAUUAGGACUCGGUACAAAGCCAGGAACAUCAAGGAUCAUGUCAUCCCGUUCGACGAAGCCAUUAGCAACUGGGAGGAAGCGAACCAGGUCAAGGCGCAAAUCUAGGAGAUUCAAAAGAAGCGCUGGCACUGGCACAGCUGGUAGGAAGGUUGACCUUGGCUGAACCAGGAGGGAGGUUUGAGGGAAGAUGAAAGGCUUGUAUACGACGGCACAUACAAAGGGGCCACGAAUGUCAGGAAGGCGAAAUGCAUGAAGGAGGAAAAAUUGCGACUCUUGCAUCACCAAUAUGGAGGAUACGGGAUACAUAGAUGGAAACGUAGAAGCCCUUUCUGCUGUCUUCUGAUCGUAUAUAUGUGUAUGACAUUGGGAGAAGAAGGAUGGGUUGAAAACAAGCAUUGGGCGGCAACCUGUGUUUAUAUAUCAUUGUUUUGGGUGGGAGAAAGAAUGUGACAAACAAGUCACUUGAGAUUCGAGGCUAGGCAACGGGAAUGGGGGGAAGAAGAAAAUACACUUUAUUGAAAUCGUCAA
This is a messenger RNA of Neurospora crassa OR74A, 2583 nucleotides long. RefSeq lists its product as hypothetical. NCBI's taxonomy places the organism in Eukaryota, Fungi, Ascomycota, Sordariomycetes, Sordariales, Sordariaceae. The transcript is spliced from 3 exons. The coding region runs from base 403 to 2160 and encodes 585 amino acids. The record is from RefSeq and is a predicted model, not a curated record.